UUCAAUAAUAUCAUCAAUAGCAACAACAAUCAGAGUAGUAUCGGCAACAAUACAAAUGCACUAGCCGAUAGUGAAGAUGCCAUGAAAGUAAAGGAGCGCGAAAAAGUAAUGGCUGAUAAGAAUUCAAAUGAAGCAUUGGAGGUGAUUAAGGAAGCCGAAGUCGAAGGUGUCGUCCAACGAAUGAACGGAGCAGCCGUGGAUGCCUGCAAGUCGGAAAAUAAAGCUUCACCUUCACCUGCACUCCAGCAGCCUGCUCACGAAAAAAUGCUCUAUGAUACGCGCAUUCGGCGAAAAAAUGUGCUGGCACUCAACGAGAAAGUGGCGGCCAUACGCGAAUAUGAAAAAUCACCGGUCUAUAAGCGAGUUGGUCGCCUCUUCCACUGCAGUCCCGAUCAGAUAAAACGCAUAGUACAGCAAAAGGAUAGCAUACUUGAGGCAUGGCAACAACGUACGCGCCGCUGUCACGCCAAGACGCUCGAGAUGAAGGUG
Molecule: messenger RNA, 489 nt
Organism: Rhagoletis zephyria (snowberry fruit fly)
Lineage: Eukaryota; Metazoa; Arthropoda; Insecta; Diptera; Tephritidae
Molecular function (GO): DNA binding
Source: RefSeq, a predicted model, not a curated record